AUUCCUUGGCUCAUGUGGAGUUAAAUGCAUACCAAAAUGUGUGCAAUUUUAAAUUAACCAAAAAAAAAAAGUUUUUUUUUUUUUUUACUUGUCCUAGACGGCUUAUCUGAUUUUUACGAAAAUUGUCUCAGAUCAUCUUCAUACCAUGCUGGCAAAAGGUUAUUGAAUUCAAGCCGAUUCGUCAAAUAACAUACGAAUGAAGCCAUUGUCAGCUCACACUGACCACAUCACAUCAAUUUAGUAACAGCGCCACCUAUUGUUCAAAACCUAUAAACCAGUAAAUCAUAUUACUAUUUAAAAUCAUCUUAAAAUGUCUUUAAUGCCAGGGCUAGGCUGCCAGGUUUAGCUCCUCAUUUUGCCUCUUUUAUGCUUGGCCCCUUAAUUGCUGUUUGCAGCUACAUUGUUGUGUAUAUUUUGUGUUGUGUUCUGAAUCGCGGCUGCAGAUGUAAGUAACGCCUCACUGUGUCUCUUGCAGUAUCAUGGGCCUCUACGCAUCCGUGGUGCUGGUGAUCGGGAAAUUCGUCCGCGAGUUCUUCAGCGGCAUCUCGCACUCCAUCAUGUUCGAAGAGCUUCCGUGCGUCGACCGCAUCCUCAAACUCUGCACUGACAUCUUCCUCGUGCGGGAAACCGGCGAGCUGGAGCUGGAGGAGGACCUGUACGCCAAACUCAUCUUCCUUUACCGCUCACCAGAGACCAUGAUCAAGUGGACGAGGGAGAAGACCAAAUGAGCCUGCUGGGAUUGCCUGAAUUCCCAAAGAAGGAUGCUGCAUCUCGCAGGAAGGCGGCGUUAAGACUGCGAGAUUCACUGAGCGGUUCAGGAGCUCUAGCGCCACCUGUCUGUCUGGAGCCUCAAACGGGAGAUUCGUUAAUCACGCGAUGUGCAAUAUACUGUCCUGGUAGCUGGCUGUAAACUUGAACAAAGAAGGGAGACGGUGACUGAACACUAGCCACUUUUUUCUUCAGAGAAAACUGGACCCAGAAGUGCUUGGGUUCGUGAGACGACAUGACAUUGAAAUUAUUUUUUUUAGUUUUAGGCUUGAACGGAGGACUGAAGGGUUCUCGGGAGGAUUAUACGCUCAUCUGGAUGUCACAUCGGUGUGAUUGUGGAUCAAUAUCAUGAGCAUAAAGCACAUUCUGGAAACCAACUAUUGUCUUAUUUGUCUGUCUACAUGUUGCACUUUUUAGUUUUUUGUUAUAUAUAUAUAUAUAUAUAUAUAUAUAUAUUUAAAUGACCAUUUUGUAUGCAUAAAUCUGCAGAAACUCAGACGUCACUGUAAAAGGCAUCUAAAAUAUGCAAAAGAUCACAGAUUCUCUUUAUUCAGUGGUAUUCUGAAACCAUGCAAAUCCAUAAUUAACAGAAAAUGUUCUUCAUUAAAACAAGCUUAUCUGAACAUGAGAAACAACCUUAGGUUUUGUUGUUUAAGGCAUUUCAUGCAUUUAUUUGCAGCAUCCUGCUUCAUUUUCUGGCGAAGCUCAAGUUCCAUAUAACAGAGUUAAGUUGAGUUAAGAAUGAAUGGAAUAAGUUUAAACCCUAUUGAAGCUACAAACACAAUGUACAGUAAAUACAUUCCCUUUUUUGGUAAGGCAGGCACUGUUAUUUGAUUUCCAGCAUACAGAAUAUUCAUAUGACCGUGUAUAAUUUAAAAUAAUGAGUUGUGUAGUAUUCCAGCACUGGUUUGAAAUACUGUACAUAUAAAGACUCGGCUCCUGAUUCACCCACAGAAGGUCCCAUUCAGCCGUGAAGCUGUUCGUCAGGUUUGGGUUUACAGAAGCUUGUUUCCACCAUGCAAUAAAACAAUAAAAGUAAUUGUGACUUUAUUGCACAAUUCAGAUAUUCGUCUUGCAAUUCUGUGUAUAUAGAAAAAGUCUGAAUUGUGAGAGAAAAAGUCUGAAUUACCAGAAACAAGCUUCCAUAUGGGUUUGCCUGAACACUCUUUAGAACACAAAUUUUCAUUUUAACAUUAUAGGUGAAAGGCAAACCUAAAUAUGCAUACUUAAAGGGUUAGUUCACCCAAAAUUCUGUCAUUAAUUACUCACCCUCGUGU
Messenger RNA from Sinocyclocheilus anshuiensis, 2045 nucleotides. Its product is annotated as piezo-type mechanosensitive ion channel component 2-like. Lineage: Eukaryota; Metazoa; Chordata; Actinopteri; Cypriniformes; Cyprinidae. The transcript has a single exon. The record is from RefSeq and is a predicted model, not a curated record. The coding region runs from base 480 to 728 and encodes 82 amino acids. Gene Ontology annotation, cellular component: membrane. Gene Ontology annotation, molecular function: mechanosensitive monoatomic ion channel activity.